This is a messenger RNA of Dermatophagoides pteronyssinus (European house dust mite), 770 nucleotides long. Its product is annotated as ubiquitin-like protein 3. The record is from RefSeq and is a predicted model, not a curated record. Lineage: Eukaryota; Metazoa; Arthropoda; Arachnida; Sarcoptiformes; Pyroglyphidae.
GAAAUUGUGUAGUCCACUUUAUACAUUUGCAAUGUAUAUUGUUGUUCCAUUGUGUGUAUAUCAUUUCGUUUGGUUUUUGACUCAUCAUUUGUUGUUGUUGUUUUUUUUUUGUUCAAAAAAUUAUGAAUUAUGUAAUCUCCAGUCAUUAGUUUUAAAAUUGGAAAAAUAACUGGAUUAAGAAUUUGCAUCAACAAUCAAUUUCGAUUUCUUCAAGAAUCUUUUCAUUAAUCAUAUUCGGGAAAAUUCCCCUGAAUAUUCUUCACAUUGAAAAUUUGGCCUUAGAAAUUGGCGUAAACAAGGCUAAGAAAAACAAAAAUGGCCGACACAAUACCGUCGGAUAAGAUUAAUUUACGUUUAAUAAUGCCAGCAUAUGGUGAAAGUGGUAAAGCAAAAGAUUUUAUAUUCUCACCAAGUGAUUCGGCUGCAGAUAUAGCUCAAUAUGUUUUCAAUCAUUGGCCUAGCGAUUGGGCCGAUCAAGCUGUACCAAAACCGGAAAUAUUAAGAUUAAUUUUUCAAGGCAGAUUUCUGCAUGGAAAUGUAACAUUAGGAAUUUUACAAUUACCAUUAGGCAAAACGACAGUUAUGCAUCUAGUGCCCAGAGAACAUCUGCCUAAAGUCAAUUCACAAGAUAUUUGUCCGAAAAGCAAAGAUAGAAGCAGUGGAUGUUGUAGUUGUUUAGGAUCAUGUUCAAUACUCUAACGUUGCCUCUAUUACUCAAAUGUGUUAAGAAUUGAUAAAACGGAAACGAACAACGAUCUACAGAAUGAAAU